Molecule: messenger RNA, 1554 nt
Organism: Oryzias latipes (Japanese medaka)
Lineage: Eukaryota; Metazoa; Chordata; Actinopteri; Beloniformes; Adrianichthyidae
Gene: rerg
Product: RAS-like, estrogen-regulated, growth inhibitor
Molecular function (GO): GTP binding; GTPase activity
Source: RefSeq, a predicted model, not a curated record
ACCUGCCAAACUGGCGGGGCUUUCAGGGGAGGUCAUGGUAGUGGGGUCUGAAAAAAGGAAUCCUUCUAUCCUUUCAUUUGUGAAACUACACUGAGGGCGGGAAAAAACCCUCUUCUUGGGCUCCAGGAGGUAAUUAUUAUGCAGGGGCAGUUCUGGUGAAACAAAAAGCCCCAACCUCUGAGGAUUAAGGGUCAGUCGCCCCAAACAGGGAGAAGAGUGCAGACUGAGCUUCCUGAGAGGGAGCAGCUGAUGGAAUCUUCCUCCUGCAUGGAUGAGAGGAUGGUCGGCUGACGUCUGAGCUCCCUGAUUGGCUCACCGAGCUCCGCGGGUCGCAGCUGCCGCCAUGGCCAAAAGCCCCGAGGUGAAGCUGGCUGUUUUCGGCAGGGCGGGGGUCGGAAAGUCAGCUUUGGUGGUGAGAUUCCUGACAAGACGCUUCAUCUGGGAGUACGACCCCACCCUUGAAUCCACGUACCGCCAUCAGGCCAACAUCGAUGACGAAGUCGUCACCAUGGAGAUUCUGGACACGGCUGGGCAGGAAGACAACCAGCAGAGGGAGGGCCACAUGCGCUGGGGGGACGGAUUCAUCAUCGUUUAUGACAUCACGGACCGAGGAAGUUUUGAGGACGUGGCUCCACUCCGGAGUCUCCUAGAGGAGGUGAAGAAGCCCAAGAACGUCCCUCUGGUUCUGGUGGGCAACAAGUCCGACUUGGAUCACGUGCGUCAGGUCGCCACAGAGGAGGGGGAGCGACUGGCGGCCGAGAUGGCGUGCGCCUUCUACGAGUGCUCGGCCUGCGCCGACGAGGGCGGCGCCGUGGCCGAGGCUUUCCACGAGCUAUGCAGGGAGGUGCGGCGGCGCAAAGCGGUCCAAGGCAAAGCCAGGCGCCGCAGCUCCACCACCCACGUCAAACAGGCCAUCAACAAGAUGCUGACCAAGAUCAGCAGCUAGGAAAGAGCGGCGCCGGCGGGGAGGACAGUUUUCCCACAGUAGAUUCUGACAGCAGGAGACGUGCUGUCAAUGUUUUUUUUAUUCUGAUUAUUUCCAAAAAAGAAGUCAAAACGCGUUUUCUUUGUCUUCUUGCAACUUCUGAGAGUUGCAAGAAGACAUUUGAAAGUUUUAGCCUGAAUUUCUUUUCCAGUUUGGGUCAAAAGACUCUUGACGAAACGAUACAGUCGCAGGUGAAGGUGUGAGAAAUGAUGUUCUCCGCAUUUAAGCAUUAAAAUCAGCCGAUAGCUGCAGACAAACACAGAUCUAACAGCCUGUUUCUCUAGCCUCACAUGGAAAACCAUCCGGUUCCUUCUGUCUGUCCGUCACUUCUGUCUGAGGAACCAAACAGGAGGUUAAGGAGGCGCUCAUCGCAUCUGAUGAGCAGAUGCUUUUAUGAUAUUUAACCAAGAAUGCAUCUGUACAUGUGUACAUAUGGUAGUAAACGGCCUAAAGCCCGGCUGUGUCCUACAGCUGGAGUGGACGACGAUAUAAAAAGAGGCUGUGAGUCUGUAGAUGUGGUCUGAGUUUGGCCCAAACAACCGUCUGUGUAAUUAAAAGCUGUGCCAUCA